AUGUCUCGCUUGGAUAGCCCCUGUCUCUGGCGUGAGAAACGGUGUAAAGCGCUCAUCUUUGCUCCAGACCUUACGCGAACCAUGCUCAUGGACACCUACGAAGAAACACCGACGCCCAAGAUUCAAUCUUCCUUGCAUCAGAUCAGUAAAGCUUUGCCCCACCUGGCUGCCAAUGUUUCCAAUAUCGUCAACUCACCAUUGGCAGCAUUCGCCGAGACGAACUAUAGUGCCAGCACUGCACAGCAGGUAGCUGAGGUCAGCUCGGCGUUGUCGAACGUGUCACUCAUGAUCCAAGACAUCGAGUCAAUCUCCCAGGAGCUAGACAGACUCAAGAAAGACUUAAAAGCUGCUGCUACCAACCAGUCUCGACUGGUGUCUGCCGUUCUGCGUGUCCCAAUUGAAAUUCUGGCGAACAUUUUUGUGCUCAGCCUACUCCAGCGCCAUCAUAUUCACGCUUUCUAUCCAAUCUUACGCGUCGAGGCGCUCCCCUCAGCAGCUCUGAAUGUCGCUCAGGUGUGUCGCAAAUGGAGGCAUAUUGCCCUGAACACGCCGCAUUUGUGGAACAUCAUCAAAGUAACACCUGGUGGACAUACUCCGAUUCUUUCGUCUUUAAUUUCCCUCCCGAAAGAUCUUCUGGGAAGAUCGGCAAGCCUUCCCGUAGUCGUUGAGCUUCGCAUCGGCGGAGCGCUGAUAGAGGAAGAUGAGGACUUCAAUCGUUUGCCAGGCAACCCAGAGUACGAUGGCGUCCAAUGCGUUGAUGUUGAGACUGCCAAAUAUGUCGACUGCGGACCCAUAUUCCAGUGGUUAUCUCAAUUCAGAUGCAUCACUCACCUCACGUUCAAGCAAGUCCUGUUUGCCGACAUAUCUCCUAACUCUACCGCAUCUUUGGACCACCUGACCCACCUCCACUUACACCUACGUCAAAAACUUGAUGCAACGAUGUUCAUCAAAUCUCGUACAUGGCAGAACAUGAAGUCGUUGACAAUGAUGGUUUGGAACGACUUAGAUGACGAGAUUCUACAGUCCAUAUUCCUCCACGCCCCAGACCUGGAGGAACUCUUCGUCUUAGCCCAAGCAUGCACGCUCUCCGAACACCAGAGGUCUAUAUCUUCACCCAAGCUGCGGUUGUUCUCGUUGACCACGUACGUGGACAGUUUCUCCGAAGAAAGCACCCCAUCCAUUGUCAGCAUCUUGACUUUCCCCGCCCUCUCUGACCUGGUCCUACCCACGCCGGAAGACGGAGAUAUCAACCAAGUCCGGCGAUUCCUGGCACGAUCUCAAUGCCGUCUCAAUAGUCUCACGUUUACCAACAUGUCGGGGCGAGACGAUGUAGGAGGAUUGAUUCGUCAAGAAGCAGCUAAAGUACAGCAAGAGUUUCCAAUUAGGGCCAUAGAAUUUGCUGAUGGGCUGCAUAAGACGCGUUUGUACUGCGAAACCAGGGAUAGAUGGUAUAGCUACGAUAUCUGA
Messenger RNA from Coniophora puteana RWD-64-598 SS2, 1467 nucleotides. RefSeq lists its product as uncharacterized. NCBI's taxonomy places the organism in Eukaryota, Fungi, Basidiomycota, Agaricomycetes, Boletales, Coniophoraceae. The coding region runs from base 1 to 1467 and encodes 488 amino acids. The transcript is spliced from 4 exons. Gene Ontology annotation, molecular function: protein binding. The record is from RefSeq and is a predicted model, not a curated record.